UUGUAAAGAGUUGAGAAUCUGUCAAAUUUAUUUAUAGCAACAUAUAUGUCAACUUCCGGAGAAGAAUAGGAUAAAAUUUGCUUUGUCACUAAAUUCUCUUUUUAAAUAAUGUUUCAGUUUGGCAGGAUGUUCCCGGAGAUGCCGGGUAGAAAUUUCAAUGAGACUUAUCGUUGUUAUUCUGUGUCCAUGCUUGGUGAUAGGGAGGAUGUUGAGAGGGGUGGAAAAAUUAUCAUGCCCCCAUCUGCUUUGGAUAAACUUACACGAUUACACAUACAGUACCCAAUGUUGUUUAAAUUGACCAACAAGAAGAUGAACAGGGAGACUCAUUGUGGAGUGUUGGAGUUUGUUGCAGACGAGGGAAGAAUUUAUAUACCGUACUGGAUGAUGAAGAAUUUACUGCUACAAGAAGGGGAUCUGAUACAGAUUGACAAUGUAUCUCUACCUAUAGCAACAUUUGCCAAGUUUCAACCUCAACAUACAGACUUCCUUGAUAUCUCAAAUCCCAAAGCUGUCUUGGAAAAUGCAUUGAGAAGUUUUGCUUGCCUCACAGUGGAAGACUUGGUGGAGUUCAAAUAUAAUGACAAGAUAUAUGAACUUCGGGUGUUGGAAACAAAACCAGGAAGAGCAGUGUCUAUCAUUGAAUGUGAUAUGAAUGUAGAUUUUGCACCGCCUUUAGGAUAUAAGGAGCCUGAAAGAGUAAGACCGCAGGAAUCAGAAGAUAAAAUGGAACAUGAGGAUAUGGAUGAAGAGGACAAUUCAUUUAAGAUAUUUCAAGGUAAAGGUAACAGGUUGGAUGGUAAAACUAAAGGUUUGGAGGUAUCACAGAGUCAGAUAACCACUGGACCACCUAAAAGAGGCAUACCUAACUAUAAUUAUAAGAAGCACACCAUCACUUUCAUCAGGAAUUCAAAGAAAGUAGAAAACGGCACUUCACUCGAGGACAAAGACUCAUUUGAAGCAUUUUCUGGUUCAGGUCAAAGUUUACGAAAUAAAGGCAAAAGUAAAGGUCGAAGGUGAAGGGUUUAUUCAAGUGUAUUCAUUGUUCUUUACCAAGUUAUUUAUUGUAAAUGCUGAGAGAAAACACCUAUUAGCAUCUUCAAAAUUGUCAAUUGGACAUGUGACAUUUAAGUUAAACUUAAAUUUGAUUGAAAUACUAGACAGUAAAAUGAAUCAGAAAUUGGAAAAUUAACAUUUGCAAAAUUGCAAAAAUGUUUUCAGAUUUGUGUUAAAGAAUUAUAUGUUUGAAAGUGCAAUUGGAAAUUGUGUAUAUUAGAAUAUGUAA
Molecule: messenger RNA, 1282 nt
Organism: Ruditapes philippinarum (Manila clam)
Lineage: Eukaryota; Metazoa; Mollusca; Bivalvia; Venerida; Veneridae
Product: ubiquitin recognition factor in ER-associated degradation protein 1-like
Exons: 12
Coding region: 109-1017 (302 amino acids)
Cellular component (GO): VCP-NPL4-UFD1 AAA ATPase complex
Molecular function (GO): polyubiquitin modification-dependent protein binding
Source: RefSeq, a predicted model, not a curated record